Messenger RNA from Talpa occidentalis (Iberian mole), 1748 nucleotides. RefSeq names its product decapping exoribonuclease (gene DXO). Gene Ontology annotation, molecular function: mRNA 5'-diphosphatase activity. Gene Ontology annotation, cellular component: nucleus; cytosol. Lineage: Eukaryota; Metazoa; Chordata; Mammalia; Eulipotyphla; Talpidae. Bases 498 to 1688 code for a protein of 396 amino acids. Gene Ontology annotation, biological process: NAD-cap decapping; nuclear-transcribed mRNA catabolic process. The transcript is spliced from 7 exons. The record is from RefSeq and is a predicted model, not a curated record.
UCACUUCCGGGGAAUCCUGGUGGUGCGGAGGGGCGCCAGGGGGCCACGUUGUGAUCAUAACCCCCGCCUCCGCCUCCAACCUACCCCCUCGCCGUCGCUGAAUGAUUGCGUCACCAACCAUUGGGUUGGGGGAACCACCUUUACAUCCCUCUUGGGCGCCUGACCUGCCUGUCAUGACGUCAUAACCCUGCGGAAGUGGAAAUCAAGCCUGGCGGGUUUUGAGGUAACCAGAUCCUUGAUGUGAGCCCCAUCAUACCUCCUAACCUCACUGCCUUUGGGGAGUCUGGAGUGGGGUGUAAGUCAGAAGAAAAAGUGGAAUGUGCAUGUUGGCUUAAGUAAAUCGAGGCAAGCAAAAAGGACUGGGGUGUGCGUGUUUCAAGACCAGGACCUGGCUAUCAAGAGACCAGACUCCUGAUCCAGAGCUCUCCUUCCCCAGGCCUCCUUUGUCAAAGGGGAACAUCCCAGCUCCCUCACCCACUCAUCCAUCUCAGGACCUGAUGGAGCCCAGAGGGACUAAGAGAGGACCUGGGGAGCUAGAGGUAGCUGAGCCACCCAAAAGGACUCCCCGCCCAGCUCCUUCACUGCCUACAGACCCUGCCCUCUACUCUGGGCCCUUUCCUUUCUACCGGCGCCCUUCUGAACUGGGCUGCUUCUCCCUGGAUGAACAACGCCAGUACCAUGGAGACGCUCGAGCCUUGCGCUAUUACAGCCCACCACCCACCAAUGGUCAAGGUCCCAGCUUUGACCUCAGAGAUGGAUACCCUGACCGAUACCAGCCCCGGGACGAGACGAUCCAAGAGAGGCUGGACCAUCUGCUACGCUGGCUCCUGGAACACCGAGGCCAGCUGGAGGGGGGUCCAGGCUGGCUGGCAGGGGCCAUAGUGACAUGGCGGGGACACCUGACAAAAUUGCUGACAACACCAUAUGAACGACAGGAGGGCUGGCAGCUGGCAGCUUCCCGGUUCCAGGGGACACUGUACCUGAGUGAAGUAGAGACACCAGCUGCUCAGGCUCAGAGGCUUUCCCGGCCACCCCUCUUGCGGGAAUUCAUGUACAUGGGGUAUAAGUUCGAGCAGUACAUGUGCGCAGACAAACCUGGAAGUUCCCCGGACCCCUCUGGGGAGGUUAACACCAACGUGGCCUUCUGCUCUGUACUACGCAGCCGCCUGGGAAACCACCCUCUGCUCUUCUCAGGGGAGGUAGACUGCACAGACCCCAAGGCCCCAUCCCUACAGCCCCCCACCUGCUACGUGGAGCUCAAGACCUCCAAGGAAAUGCACAGCCCUAGCCAGUGGAGGAGCUUCUACAGACACAAGCUCCUGAAAUGGUGGGCGCAGUCCUUUCUCCCAGGGGUCCCAAAUGUUGUGGCUGGCUUCCGCAACCCAGAGGGUUUAGUCUGUUCCCUCAAGACCUUUCCUACCAUGAAGAUGUUUGAAUAUGUCAGGAAUGACCAUGAUGGCUGGAACCCUUCUGUGUGCAUGAACUUCUGUGCUGCCUUCCUUAGCUUUGCUCAGAACACAGUUAUCCAGGACGACCCCAGGCUUGUCUACCUCUUCUCCUGGGAGCCUGGCGGCCCGGUCACAGUGUCUGAACAUCGAGAUGCACCCCAUGCCUUCCUGCCCGUGUGGUAUGUGGAAGCCAUGACCCAGGACCUCCCAUCAUCCAAGACACCGUCCCCCAAGGACUGAUUGAUGCUUCAGAGGGGCUGGUCCUGUCUCUGUGUAUACAGAUAAAGGCAUAUUUCUAAG